AUGAGUGAGUCACACCAAGAAGGUAAGACAAGAACAGUGGCGGCGGCGGCGGCGGCCAACGUUGACGGCUAUUUGCGCAAUGCGUCAAAGCGGCUUCGCGUCCCCAGUGCAACAGGCGGGCGGGGCACGCGGCGGAAGUUGGCGAUGGUGACCGCGGCGAAUGUGGACCGAUCUCCGCAGCCAGUGGCCGCGGCGAACGCACCUGAGGCGGUCGACGUGGAUGACGAGUGGGAUGAGGUGGUGCUGCCGAACGCCGCCGCUGCGGCGGUGGCGAAGGAUGAGGUGAAGACGACGAAGGAGGAGGAGGGGCGCGAAGUGCCCAAAGUGGAUGCCGCCAAGGCCGCCCCGGGCGGUGGCAGCGUCAAGACGGAGAUCUUGCAGGUGGAGGACGGCGAGGAGGGAGGAGACGCUAGCGACCCCAGCGCCCAGUCGUUGAUGCAGGGCACACGGCCACCAUUGUCAGGCACAUCGAUGCAGCGAUGGAGGCGAAAUGACCCCUCCUACGAACGCAUGCUCGAGCAGCAGCAACUUCUCGCGGCACAACGACGCUCGGAACGAAUUCGACGUGCAGCAGAAGGCAUGUGCGUUUUAAUUUUUGCUCUACAACGCGCCAAGAUACUGGUUAAAGAAUCCCUUCACCCGCAGCUCUUGCGGAGACUGCUACGCGUAAGCAUUGCUGAGGGCGAUGUUGCAAAGUCCUUUCCUUUGUUGCGUGCUGUGCAGCGAGCCAAGGAGAGUUAUCAACGAGCCCUUAACCCUCUAGUGAGAAGGCCCGCCUUGUCGCCCUGUUGGGUUACUGUGGGUAAGGACACAGUCGGGAAUUAUACCUCUAGCUCCAUCAUGGCGUUGCUCACCGGCAUCACUUCGGUCUUCACUCUUGGGAGCGUGAUAGAUGCCACCGCCCUCUCGAAUUGGGCGGCUCCCGUUUCCUCUGGGCAUCUCUUCAGGCUUUUGUCAAGCUCGCGACGGUUGCGUACCUCCGCCGACGUCAAGUUGAGCCUGUCGCACUCGUUGUACUUCUGCGUCAUAUUUCUUGCUCUUGCCAGCGUAUCGGGUAUGUCGUGUCGACUGGUGGUGGCGAUGAAAAAGGAACGCGAGCGACAGAGUUCUGUGGCGACGGAAACUAGUGAUGCUCCGGCAAAACCGGCGCCGAUGACGCUGUUUGUGUCGCGUGCAAAGCGGCCGCGAAACGAGGGGGCGGCGGAGGGAGACCGUGCGUCCCAAAAGCUACCAUCGUCAUGCUUCUGGGUGGAGGUCUGGUGCCCGCAACGUGAGAGCUUCAUCGCCGUCAAUCCGUGUGGGGGGUGCACCGCGCUCUGGGGAGCCCCGUAUACGUUUUCGGUGGGCGGCGACGUCGCCAUGGAUGUGACGCCGAGGUACUCCACGAAAUACAGCAGCGCAUUUUUGUAUCGCCGGGGCCGCUGUGAUUCCUACCGCUUCUUCUGGAAGCAUCUGGGGUGGAACGACAACAGAGAAGCCUCUGAGGUCAUACUCGACGCCUUCCGUAAGGACAUGACACAAACCACGCGGGCUCAAUUGGAGCGAGAGCGCAAGCAGCUCCAUUCUCUUGCGUACGCUGAGGAAAUACCAAAGACGUUGACGGCGUUGCAGAAACAUCCCUUGUUUGUUAUUGAGAGUGAGCUGGCGCGGCACGAGGGCGUGUAUCCGAAGGACAAGACAACGAUUGUUGGGAGUGUGAAGGGUCACAUGGUGUACAAGCGAUCUGCCGUUGUCAAUUUGCGUAGCCGCGACGGAUGGCUUCGUGUGGGACGUUGUGUAAUAAGCGAGGAGGAGCUCCCAUACAAGGUAGUGCCCCCGCCAGCCUCACGUCCCUUUGCUGCCUCUUCUAGUUUCUUUGGUGUAUGGCAGACGAAACUGUUUGAACCCAGUCCCCUGCGUGGUGACGGGUCGCUGCCUUUGCACGGCAAAACACGCUGGUAUGUGCUUCUCGGUAGGCCUGUGCCAGAAGGACUAGUGCAUAUUCAGCGACCCAAUAUUGCCCGAGUGUCUCGUCGAAUGGACAUCGAAUUUGGGCUUGCUGUCAUGGGAUUUCAGCGGCGCCGUCUAGAGGAGUGCCGGUACGCACACUGGGAAGCUGUCAUUGACGGUAUUGUUGUGAAGGAGGUGGAUGCGGCGAAUCUUCUGCACGCGUACGAUGACUGGAGGCGUUUGACGGAAGAACAGGAGGCCGCAAAACGACGUCAGCGAGCGAAUCGGUGGUGGCUACAUUUUGCGCAGCGAAUGCUGGCGAUGCGGCGCGUCCGUGAGCAGUACUUGGAUGGUGCGGUGCAUGGGUCUCUGCCUCUGCGUUGA
Trypanosoma conorhini is the source of this 2313-nucleotide messenger RNA. Its product is annotated as putative DNA-repair protein. Gene Ontology annotation, biological process: mismatch repair; nucleotide-excision repair. Gene Ontology annotation, molecular function: damaged DNA binding; single-stranded DNA binding. The transcript has a single exon. The coding region runs from base 1 to 2313 and encodes 770 amino acids. The record is from RefSeq and is a predicted model, not a curated record. Lineage: Eukaryota; Euglenozoa; Kinetoplastea; Trypanosomatida; Trypanosomatidae. Gene Ontology annotation, cellular component: nucleotide-excision repair factor 2 complex; nucleus; cytoplasm.